AUGAUUUUGCUGUUACCAAAAGCUGCCCAUGAACAAGUAAGAAAAACCAAAUCUAAGUCCGAAAUUGUAUCAUCUACCCCUUACAAAGACAAUCUUUUAGAAGAAAUCGAAGAUAAGCUUAAAGAAGUUGUAAAGAAGAAAGGCGGAAAAAUAAAAGUUUUCAGUGAUCCAGAAAAAAAUGCUCAGACUGGACUAGUACAGAAGAAAAGAAAAGCUGACAAUAAAAAAGACGAUACGAUAUGUCCUGGUUGUUCUGUACACUAUUCUACAUCGGAUUGGAUUAUGUGUCAUUUGUGUCAAAUAUGGUGGCAUGAGGACUGCUCAAAUAAGUGGUACAUUUUGUUGUGA
Messenger RNA from Psylliodes chrysocephalus, 348 nucleotides. NCBI's taxonomy places the organism in Eukaryota, Metazoa, Arthropoda, Insecta, Coleoptera, Chrysomelidae. The record is from the annotation of a GenBank genome assembly.